CAGACCACACUGGCUACUCGGUCAAAGAGAGCCAGCCAAAGGGGAGUAGGGCUCCUGCACCUUCCUCUCCCUGCGACACAUCAGCACUUGGCACAGAGGAGGCUCCAUACCACGCUUCACAAAUCCACAAUCCAAGCCUUUAAUCCCAAGUUACAGCAGACUUAAAAGGGGAGGGCAGUUAUCUAACUCUCUCAGCACCCCCAUGUGCCUGCUUGGAUCAUGGAGCUGCACUGCCUUCCUACUGAUACCCCCACCACAGCCAGCUCCUGCUCCACGGAUCACCCGUACGACAACUGCCCACCUUUUGGCCAGCGAGAGAGAGCCAGGGAGAAGGAAAUGGAGAGUGGAGUUGUGUGCCCUGCUGUAACCAGACUCCCAGGCCCCCAGAGCCCACUGCCUGGUCUGGCCCCAGCUGUGGCUGAGGUUCAGACAGUGGUCGGUGGGGGAAGAGGGCCUGGCAUUUGGCCAGCUCACAGCUACUGCAACUGUAAAGAAGGCCUGGGAAGACAGGCCUGGGAAGCAGAGCUAAGCAGAGGCAUAAACACAGCAAGAGGAGGAGACAGAGGAGGAGAACAGGGGUGUAGCUGGGGAGUUCAUGUGAACCAAAGCCCAAGCCCAUCACAGAGUGAAGAGCAUCGGAGCGCUCUGUCUCUGUAUGAUAAUCUUCCUGAUGCUGAAACAUCCAACAGCCUCCAAGACUUUGACACAGAAACAAGCUUCCAGGAACACUUGCAGGAGCAGAUGCACAAAGCUGUAGCAUCCAAACAAAUCCAAGGAUUGAUGGAGGACGACUGUGUGACUGAAAAGAUGCUCAGUAAUAGAUGUUCUAGCAACCAGGACCAGAAACCAGACCAAGACGAGGAGCAUGAACCGGAGCUAGAGCUGGACUCAGGAUCCUGUAGAUUAACAGAAGGGGACCUGAUGCAGCAUCACCACCUCCCUACGUCGCUUCCUCAACAUCUUACACAAAAUUCCGCUCAGAUGCGUCAAACCAAGUGUCACGACCCACUGCUGUGGCCUCCGGCUGAUGUCAAACAACCAAAACGGACAUCGUCUCCCAGAGUGCCCCCUCCAUUACCCCUGGCAGACCCCUCUGCCAGUGCUUUACGCAGCCUCCUCACCAGCCUGCAGCACCAGAUAAUGAAGCAGAGAGAGGAAUAUGAAGCACGGAUAAUCAGUCUGGAGCAGAGAAAUGAAGAGCUACAGAUGGAGGUAGUUCAUCUGAAAACAAACCUCGCACAGCAGCGGCACUGGUACCAGGUUGUGCAGGCGAAGAUCGUGGAAUCUGAACGGGCACGGGCUGCCGCGGAAGCACACAACACCACGAUGCAGAGGGAGAUGGAGCAGUUUUUCGACAUCUUUGGAGAGCUCAACAACGAGGAAAAGAAAACGGAACACAUUGUGAAGAGCUUUUGAGAAAGCUUAUGAUACGAGGAGUGAGUGCAAAGAGUAGGAAAUAAAUGCACAAGAUGAGCUGGUCAUUACACUCUAAUGAGGGUCUUUUAUCACUAUGUCACUAAUAAAGCAAUGUACAGUCAUUUCCUCAUGAAGAAUCUGAGAAUUGCACAAAACAGCAUCAAAGAAAGAAAAAUAUUCACUGAUGUCCACUUUAUUAGCUGAGUAUGGGCAAAAGAUGUUGGCCAAAAGGUAAUAUUGUGGUCAUUGCAAUCACAGAGGACAUCUCUGGAAAUAAAAGGAGGAACAAACCGAGA
Neolamprologus brichardi is the source of this 1712-nucleotide messenger RNA. RefSeq lists its product as uncharacterized. The record is from RefSeq and is a predicted model, not a curated record. NCBI's taxonomy places the organism in Eukaryota, Metazoa, Chordata, Actinopteri, Cichliformes, Cichlidae.